AUGAGCCUCCUCAAAGAGCGGAAACCCAAGAAGCCCCACUACAUCCCCAGGCCCCCAGGGAAGCCCUUCAAAUACAAAUGCUUCCAGUGCCCCUUCACCUGCAAUGAAAAGUCUCACCUCUUCAACCACAUGAAGUAUGGCCUCUGCAAGAACUCCAUCACCUUAGUUUCCGAGCAAGAUCGGGGCCCCAAGUGCCCUAAAUCUAACGCGCUCGACCCCAAGCCGACCGGCCAAACAGACCCUGCAGCCAAGCCUGCCUCCUCCAAGGCAGCGACAAGUGGACUCCCUGGAUUUGACUCGAAACUUCAGCAGAGCUUUGCCAAGGAGGACACCAAGGAAAACGUGGAGCUGAAGACUAGGGGGACCCCCCAGUGCCCUCCAAAGCCAGGCCUCCUCAAGGACACGGCACCCCUGAGCCCAGCUCCAGAAGCAGCACUGGGCACCCAGGCUGCCCUGGAAGGUGUGGUCCGGCAUUCAGCGUUUGUUCCGGUCGGAGAGCACAGACUGAAGGGGCCGGAGAAUGCAGAGGCCCCGGAGCUGCUGGCGGUGGCGUCCCCCGCAGCCAAGGCCACUGCCUUCCACACCAAGUCCGCUUUCCACACUCCCAGCUAUCCCUGGAAAGCCACUUCCCCAUUCCUUGCACCGGAGCUUCCACACAGAAUGCCACCAACAAAGGGCUUCAGCGCCAUUCCCCCCUACAUGCACCCCACCGUGUCAGAGUACCCCCCACACUUCCACACGGAACACGGACUGGCUGCCAUCUAUUCCCCCUACCUCCUGGCUGGGAACCCACCUGAGUGUGACCGGCCCCUGCUAUCCCUCUAUGGAGCCCAGGACCAAAGGCCCUUCCUGCCUCACCCAGGACCAAUUCCCAAGCACCUGGGUCCGACUCCGUCCACAUACGACCACUAUAGAUUCUUCCAGCACUACCCUUCCAAUCUGCCAAUUCCUUAUGGGUUUUACCGGCCAGAGUCAGCCUUCUCCUACAGCCUCAGGCUGCCCCCGGUGGCUGGCAUCACGCAGGAUCAGGGCUCUCAGGCACUGGAUGAGGCCACUCUGCUCUUCCCAGCCUCAAGUCCUUCCAAGCUGACCCCUUCCACCUCCCACAAGAAACACGCGGCACGGGAGAAGGAAAGCCCCCUUCCAGAGGCUAAAGACGCUUCCAAGGACGGGCAGGGGGACGCUGAAGGGGCCAAGAUGAGUCCCCGUGAGGGCAGCGCAGCCACAGGCUCCCCAGGGAGGCCAAGUCCCACCAACUUCACACAAACCAGCCAGCCAUGCGAGGGGCUGUGCGACCUGUCCAACAAGCCAGCCCUGGGCACGCUGGGACGGCCCCACCAGCUGGAACGCAGCCUCACCGCCUUCAAACCCAUCCAGAAAAGCUGUGAAGGCCCCUCUUCCCAGGCUUCUGCACAGGGGGCAGCGUCGCCUGACAGCUUCGAGGCCAUACCUGGGGAACCUCCCGCCCAGACAGGAAGCGCCACUCUGGUCGCAGAAGCCCUGCCUUCCAGCUCAGAAGACAGCUCCAGGAUAAGCCCCCUCAACCUUUCCAAGAGGGCAGAAGCCAGGCCGGCAGCAGCUCACGGCCCCGUGUACCGGGGUUGCCUCCUGGAGGAACCCCCCAGCUUCCCAGAGCUACAGGACCUGCCCCUUAACCUCUCAGUUAAAGACCCCUGCAAUGUGCGGCCCCCAGGGCCCACAUUGACCAGCCCGCUCACAGAAGAUGCCAGCGCUGCCACUGCUGCUCAGGAAAAGAAAGCAGGAAGUCCCAGGCACGGACCAAGCCACCCCGAGCCACAGGACAGCCCCAACAAGGCCCCAGAGUGCAGCCCAGACAGGAAGGCCCGUGAAGCAUGUGAGGAAGACAGCGGCGACGAGCAGAAGCAGACGGCAGCUGUGGCCCUGUGUCAGCUGGCAGCCUACAGCCCAGGCAACGUCAGGGUGGGCGACGGGGAGCCUGCAGCCCAGGAGCCGGCCUGCCCACAGGACUCGUCUCCUCGCAGGUCCACAGACAGCCAGGAGGCUCCGUGUGACCUCAGGCCCAGAGGGACAAAGAGGACAAGCCAGAGAGAUGCAGGGAAAUCCCAGCCAGGAAGUAAGAGAACGAAGGCAAGCGACACGGCCAGGGUGCUCACCCUCCGGAGAAGAGGCCGGGUGUCCUAG
Molecule: messenger RNA, 2163 nt
Organism: Ochotona curzoniae (black-lipped pika)
Lineage: Eukaryota; Metazoa; Chordata; Mammalia; Lagomorpha; Ochotonidae
Gene: ZNF750
Product: zinc finger protein 750
Exons: 2
Coding region: 1-2163 (720 amino acids)
Biological process (GO): epidermis development; positive regulation of transcription by RNA polymerase II
Cellular component (GO): nucleus
Molecular function (GO): DNA-binding transcription activator activity, RNA polymerase II-specific; RNA polymerase II cis-regulatory region sequence-specific DNA binding; promoter-specific chromatin binding
Source: RefSeq, a predicted model, not a curated record